Molecule: messenger RNA, 3379 nt
Organism: Branchiostoma floridae (Florida lancelet)
Lineage: Eukaryota; Metazoa; Chordata; Leptocardii; Amphioxiformes; Branchiostomatidae
Product: fibroblast growth factor receptor 4-like
Exons: 22
Coding region: 61-2859 (932 amino acids)
Biological process (GO): cell surface receptor protein tyrosine kinase signaling pathway; protein phosphorylation; multicellular organism development
Cellular component (GO): signaling receptor complex
Molecular function (GO): transmembrane receptor protein tyrosine kinase activity; ATP binding
Source: RefSeq, a predicted model, not a curated record
GUAAUUUGUCAGGACUUCCGGAAGUGUCAAGUUACGAACGAUGUUGGAGAGUUCGGAGCGAUGGAUUUCCUCAACAGCUGGUUUCGGACGGGAUUUCUGCACAGAACUGGGCUCAGACGACUUCCAAGACUCUCACAGAUGAACUGGACUGGUACCCUGUUCCUCCUAGCGACCCUAUGGACUCUCGGAAGUACCCAGGAGCCUCUCUCCUCCACAACGGUGGUUCUCGUGGGUUACCCCGCCGUGCUGUCCUGCGGCUACGCCUCGGAGCAGCCGCCCGCCUCCGUGGACUGGUACCGGCUGGAGGGGCUCGACGCAGACCAGGAGAGAACACACCUGCUGUACCACGACAGCAACAGUGGGACAUUCGCUUUCGGCAACUACUCAGACCGAGCCACAGUUGUGGACGAUGCCAACCUCAGACUGGACACAGUUUACAUGUCAGAUAACGGAGACUACGAGUGUGAAGUUCCUACAACAGAAGACUACGACACCUUCUUGUCAAAAGUGCGCCUCCAGGUUUUAGAGUCCCCUGACGGCCCCAGGAUUACGGGUUAUUCUCCUCCACUGUUGGCCGGGCAGACUCUACAUUUACGGUGUGAGUCCCAGAUCGUAGGCGAUGUCCGCCCCACGCUGGUGUGGUACAAUGGUUCCCAGGAGCUGUCCAGAGUCGAGCCGUCUGUCUGGCAGCCAGACACGACGACCGCGGUGCUGAACUACGUGCUGGACGUCUCCAAGUACGACAACGCGAAGCCGUACCGCUGCCAGGCGAUGUACCGAGGGCCCGUCGGCGUCCGGGAGCAGAAAGUCACGCUGGAUAUCAGAUACGCCCCCACCACCCACAUGACAUACCCCCUGGGUACCCAGGUGCGGGAGGGGGACGAUGUGCUCCUGAGGUGCGGGGUCGACAGCAACCCUCCGUCUACUGUCAGCUGGGAGAGGCUGGAAGGGGCCAUGCCUCCCAACCACAAGCUGUACGAAGAGCACCACCUGUUGAGAAUAGUUGGUAUCACACGGCAGUUCCACGGGACGUACCAGUGCAAGGCAGAGAACAGCCUCGGCAUCAGCACCACCUCUGUCAGACUGGACAUCCUCUAUGCCCCUUCAAUAGCACGGCAAGUCUGGAACACAGCAGAAGCACUCGUCGGAGAAAACUUCACCCGCACUUGUGUCGCCGAUGGCAACCCGACCCCCUCCGUCAGGUGGAGCCGCGAUGGUUCUGAAGAGGUUUACGACGACCCCCUGUUCUUCUCCAGUAUCAACUUCACCGAUGACGGGUCCUACAUCUGCAGGGCGAGGUCAUCUAUACCAAACUUCCCCGACUCCACUGCCAAGUUCAGGCUGGAUGUCAAAGGCCCCCCUCAGAUCGUGAAACAGAACACCAUCUUCUCGGCAAAAGAGAAUGGCAGCGUGACGUUGGAGUGCGAGGUCGAGUCUGACCCGCCCGCCACCAGGGUCGCCUGGAAGUGGGAGAGCAACUCCAUCGAGAGCGGAACGGUUGGGCGUUACUCAGUUCGCCAGAAGGAGACCCCGACCAGCAUCCUGAGCACCCUCACCAUCAAGUCUGUGCAGGCCUCGGACUUCCGCAGCUAUCAGUGCCUGGCUGUCAACGUGCACGGGGAGGAGACACAGGUCAUCGUACUGGAGAGGGCCACGGCGCCUCCGCCCCAGCCCAUCCCCCUGGUAGCCAUCGUCCUGCCCGUGAUUCUGGUCUUCUUCAUGGUCGUCCUGGGCCUGUUGUACUACCUACGCAAGUACUGGCAACGGAAACUACCUUGGACACCCAAGUACCUAAAGAACAAGGAUAUGGAGAUGAGGGCCAUUGAGGAUGACUACCUGCCCCCUAUAGCUCAGGACUCGGCCUCACCCAUGCCUCUUCUACCAGGGGAUGAUCCCUCUAACUACUACCAGGAGCCUGACCUGAUCCGGGACCUGGAGUUUCCGCGGGACAAACUGUCGCUGGAGCGGGUGCUGGGGCGGGGGAACUUCGGCCAGGUCAUCAAGGCCAAGGCUCAGGGGGUGGGGGGCGCAGACAAGCCCAUGACUGUGGCAGUCAAGACUACCAAAGAUGGAUCGUCAGCUGAUGCUAAGGAGGACCUCCUGAAGGAGCUGAAGAUGAUGAAACUGAUCCCGCCUCAUCCAAACGUUGUCAUGCUUAUAGGCUACUGCACUAAAACAGAGCCUGUAUAUGUGAUAGUGGAAUACUGCGCCCUGGGCAACCUGCAGAACUUCCUGAGGAAAUGCCGCAGUAAACGAGACUCGACGUACGCCAACAUCCAGGUCGACGAGAGGUUACUGACCCCCCGUGACCUCGCCUCCUUUAUAUGGCAGAUCGCCAGAGGAAUGGCGCAUGUAGCAUCACUCAAGAUUGUCCACAGAGAUUUAGCCAGUAGAAACGUGUUGAUAGACAAGAACAAAGUGUGCAAAAUCUCAGACUUCGGGCUGUCCAGAGAUGUGUAUGAUACAGACAACGAGGAGUACGAACAGAAAACACAGGGCCGCCUGCCCCUCAGAUGGAUGGCGCCAGAGUCCCUGUUUGACCACGUGUACUCCGUCAAGUCCGAUGUCUGGUCAUUCGGGAUCACCAUGUGGGAAGUCCUCACAUUAGCGUGCACCCCCUACCCCGGCCUGUCCCCCCCUGCGAUGAUGGAGAGACUCAGGAACGGCUUCAGGAUGAGCAAACCUGUCCACUGUAACGACGAAGUUUAUGACAUCAUGAGAAAGUGCUGGGAAGAUGACCCAGAGGACAGACCGACCUUCAUCGACCUGGUCAGACUGUUGGAGGAUGUCAUCACCAAGGCUGAGGAGUUCAUCCACCUGCAUGAGAUCCCAGCCGUCAUGUUUGAAAUGUCAAUCUAAACGUCAAACCCACAAAUGCACAACUAACAAGAUUUCAUAAAGAUAGAUGAAAUUCCCGCUGCCAUGUAUGACGAGUCAAACUCCAAGAAAUCCAAACAGGAAAAGUGCUAGGGCCAUCCUGAACACCCCUUUUCAGCAAUGGACUGCUCCACAUUCUGGCAAGUCUGACAGAACCAUGCUAGAAAUUAGGACUUCACCACUUUUUAUCGGGGGUGUCAAGAAUCAGCUAUUCCAUGGUUUAUGUUGGAUACACCAUCUCACAAGUGUACCUAUAGAAGACCAAGAUCACUCAUCUUGUUAAGAUAGAUAGCACUUACAAUUCAAUGUUUUUCCAGUGAAAUCAAAGGCAUUUCUCUUACAAAUAUGAAAGGUCUAUCAGCGCUAAAACUUUGACACUUUCAAAUUGGUUGCAGAUGUGCAUCUGUCAUUAUGCAGUUAAGUUUCUCCCUAUUUGGGACACACCAAUGUAGUGAAUUGGUUCUUGGAAUUGCCCGGUCCUAUUUUUCAAAUAAAAAAUAAA